UUAAAUCAGCCCUCGUAAAUAUGAUCAGCAGUAGCGGUGACACUAACUUUGUUAACACAAAUUGACAAUAAAAGUUUAUUUAUAUCUAAACGUACGUUAGUUAAUUUUAUCCUAUGCAUAUAGGUCUUUAAUAUAACUAAUACAUGUAGUAAAGGGCAGUUUACGAGUGAAAUUUAAAGCUCAAAAGUCAAUUUAAAUCACAUGUACAGACUUUUUCACGUUUUACAGAUGGCGAUUACCUACAAACUUCUAUUUAAACGUUACCGACGGUCUGGGGGUAAUUUAAACUUUAGUCUAAUACGAAACUGAGAAUUCAAACUUAGCUUUUUCAUAUUGUAUUGGUUUAAACUAGAGCUCAAUCCAGUUUUACCGUAAGUCAUAAAAUUGUACCCAAGUAUGAAAUUCUCUAUUUUUUGUGAAUUUGUUAUUAUGUAUUGAUAAUAUGAUGUGUUAAAAUAAAACUAUAGUUACUUUGGAACAUUAUAUUUGAAAGGCAUAACUUAUUUUUAAAUACCGCCCAUCUCUAGUGACAGUACGUCAAAACGUCACCGUGCGCCAAUCUGUAUAUUUUUCAUAAAUAAAUUUUGGAAUCCUCGAUUUAGAUUUUGAAUAUGAAAUCAUUUUAUAAAAAAUAUAUGGAUGAAUUACUACAGCUUUCAAGACUCCAAUGAAAUGAAUCUCGUAUAAGCAAUAAAUAUUUAAAUAUCUGAUAAGUAUAUAUUCGUGAGGGUAUUAUAACUUGUUAUAAAAAUGACUUCGAGUGUGACAAAAAGAAACCCAGAAAAAUCUAUUGAUAAAACAACGAAAAGCAAAGAUAAUGUUAAGGAUAAGAAUAGUACGAAGGCAGCUAAAAACUUUAAAUACGGCCCGUUGCCAAACUUUCCAGGACAAAGAAUGUGGAGCAGAGGUGUUCUAGUGAUAGGAGUCCUUAUAUAUUUGUGGUAUUUUUCUAAAGGCACGAAAGAUUCAAUUCUUUCCAAACAAACAGAAGUAUACGUCAGAAGAUCGCAAAUUGUAGAAUGUGGCCCUGAAUAUAUAAAAGAUAUCAAACAAUAUGAAGGUUGUGUACCCAAGAAAUGUGGGAGAUUCGUCAGUGAUAAACUCGUCACUGAAGAAGAAGCAGAUAUUUUAUUAAAACUUGCAGUUAGAAUAAUGGCUCGAGGUGGUUCUUCAGGAGGGGCUUCUAUCGUCGACCUCCACACCGGAGCCCUAUCCUAUAGAGACAAAUUUAUAAACAUCUAUCAACAGAAUGCAAAUAAAAAGAUUUUAACCGAAACUGAACGUAAGGUUUACGAAUUAGUAAGGAAAAAUAUACAAAGUGCAAUUGCGGAAUCUUUCGGGAUAAAUACUGAUAGUUUACAUUUAACUUACCCAACUUUCUUUUCCCGUUUAUCUAACGUGGAUCCUAAGACGAGACACGAUGAAUACUGGCACGAACACAUCGAUAAACGUACUUAUGAGGCUUUCCAUUACACGUCUUUGUUGUAUUUGAACGAUUACGGGAAGGAUUUUAAAGGAGGUAGAUUUAUCUUCAUGGAUAACAUAUCUUCACCUACUAAGAACGUAACAGUGGAACCGAGGAAAGGAAGAGUGUCGAUGUUUACUUCAGGAUCGGAAAAUCCGCAUUAUGUGGAAAGGGUAACGGAAGGGUUGCGGUUCGCUAUUACAAUUUCCUUUACUUGUGAUGCUACUAAAGCUAUUCUAGAUCCCGCUAUGUGAAAAUGAAGAAAAUAAAGAAUGUAACACAAA
Diorhabda sublineata is the source of this 1749-nucleotide messenger RNA. Its product is annotated as 2-oxoglutarate and iron-dependent oxygenase domain-containing protein 3-like. Gene Ontology annotation, cellular component: membrane. The coding region runs from base 751 to 1719 and encodes 322 amino acids. NCBI's taxonomy places the organism in Eukaryota, Metazoa, Arthropoda, Insecta, Coleoptera, Chrysomelidae. Gene Ontology annotation, molecular function: iron ion binding; L-ascorbic acid binding; oxidoreductase activity, acting on paired donors, with incorporation or reduction of molecular oxygen. The transcript is spliced from 5 exons. The record is from RefSeq and is a predicted model, not a curated record.